UCUGCCCGUCGCGGCUUUAAGGUCGGAGUCGCCGGCGGCGCCUGCGCAGACUGCCUUCUCCCUCAUGUGGGGUUUUGGCGAGCCCUGCCUCCUCGAAACGCUCCCCUCACCCCUCACCCCCUUUAACGUCAGAAGCGGGGCUUCGCAGUCUAGGGGGCAAGUCCGGCUCGUCUUUAACAGACAAUAAGACUAAUCUGUACAACUACAGCAGCACAGGAAAAAAAUGUUGCUUCUGGUCCUAAAAGAUACACAGAAGCUUUUUUCAAAAAAGAGGUUGAAGAGUUCAACAUAGGAAAGAGACAUUUAGCCAACAUGAUGGGAGAAGAUCCAGAAACUUUUACCCAAGAAGAUAUUGAUAAAGCGAUUGCCUAUCUCUUUCCUUCUGGCAUCUUUGACAAGAAGGCCCGGCCUAGAAUGAAGCAUCCCGAAGAAAUUUUUCCAGCACAGAGAGCCGUACAAUGGGGAGAAGACGGCCGACCAUUUCACUUUCUUUUUUACACUGGGAAGCAGUCCUAUUAUUCUCUAAUGCAUGAAGCCUAUGGUAAACUACUGCACAUUCAGGAAUAUCAAGAUCGUCUGCUUGCUCAAGGAUUAACUCUUAAUAAAAAUCAAAUCAACCUGAUUGGCAGCAGAUGGCUGAUUAAAGAGGAAUUGGAAGAAAUGUUAGUGGAUAAACUGUCAGAUCAAAAUUAUUUACAGUUUAUUCAGCUGUUCGAAAAAUUAGUAGCAUUGCCAUGCUGUAGCAUUGAAGAAGAUUACUUGCUAAAAUUUCGCAAGGAAAUAUUUUUACAAUCAAGAAAGCAGAUAAUUGAGCCUCUGAAGUAUGAUGAACAAGGAGUGGCCUUUAGUACGGCAGAAGGUAAGAGAAAGACAGCAAGAGCAACUGUUACUGUUUAUGACAAUGGAAGUGGGAAAAUUACUAUAAAUGGAGAAAAUUACAUACAUUACUUCCCAGCCUUGCAGGAUAGAGAACAGUUGAUGUUCCCAUUCCAGUUUCUUGAUCGAUUAGAGAAACAUGACGUGGUCUGCUCUGUUUCUGGAGGAGGCACAUCAGUACAAGCUGGAGCAAUCCGCUUAGCUUCAGCAAGGGCCUUGUGUAGCUUUGUCACUGAACAGGAAGUGGAGUUCAUGAGACAAGCUGGUCUCCUGACACAGGACCCACGUCUGAGAGAACGAAAGAAGCCUGGUCAAGAGGGAGCCCGAAGGAAAUUUACUUGGAAGAAGCGCUAAUUUUUUUUCAAAUGGUUCUUAAGGAAUAUUUUGUAUGUUUGUGUAUAUGUAAAUACAUAUUGGUAACUAAACUGUAUUUCAGCUUC
This is a messenger RNA of Pogona vitticeps (central bearded dragon), 1316 nucleotides long. Lineage: Eukaryota; Metazoa; Chordata; Lepidosauria; Squamata; Agamidae. The record is from RefSeq and is a predicted model, not a curated record.